CCACCCCGCGAUCACCGUCGCACUCCACGCUCUCCGUUGCUCUCCGCGAACUCGUCAUGAGUGAAGUCAAGCACUUGCCGAGCCAUCGUUCAUUCAGAUUCAGACGCUUCUGCUAGAUAAUAGUAUCGCGCGCGCGUUACAGCAUACGCGUGUUUUUCCGCAUUUGCCAACGACAAAGGGGGCCCGGUCGCGACGGCAGAGCGGCAAGGAGGAGCCCCAUCACCGUUGUCACCGUCGUCGUUGUCGUCUCGCACCCAUGGCAGACCACGAGGUCGUCCAGGCGAAGAGCAGCUGGAUUUGGGGGUGGUUUAGUUGGUCUGGAUCAUCUUCGACUAUGUUGCGCGCUGCGGAGAAGAAGAUUCUAUCGUGCUUGAAGACUGCGUAUCGAGGAUGGUACGUCGAUAUUGGGCCGGUUGUGGGGCCGGCAGACAAGAUAUGGACCAUUUCGCUGAAUGAAGAGUCGCCGAAGGUGCCGAUCGUUUUAUUACACGGCUUGGGAGCUGGAGUAGCAUUAUGGUGUUUAAAUUUGGAUGCACUGGCAUCCCAGAGACCAGUGUACGCCAUAGACCUGUUAGGAUUUGGCAGAAGCAGCAGACCCGUUUUUAGCAACGAAGCGCAGAAAGCUGAGGAGCAAUUAGUGCGAUCUGUUGAGGAAUGGAGAAAAGAAAUGCAACUGGAAAAUUUUGUACUGCUGGGCCAUUCGAUGGGUGGUUUUCUCGCGGCAUCUUACGCCAUGCAAUAUCCUGAAAGAGUGAAACAUCUGAUACUGGCCGAUCCAUGGGGUUUUCCCGAGAGGCCGUCCGAAGUCACUACAAAGCCGAAUAUACCGUUCUGGGUUAAAGCCAUAGCGUUUGCGGUGCAGCCUUUGAAUCCUCUAUGGGCAGUAAGAGUUGCUGGACCAUUCGGGCAAUGGCUCAUUGAAAAGACAAGACCUGAUAUUGUGAAGAAAUUUUCUUCUGUGCUGAAGGACGACACUGGUGUAAUUUCACAAUAUAUACAUCAAUGCAACGCACAGACACCAUCAGGCGAGAGCGCGUUUCAUGCAAUGAUGCAAGGUUUCGGAUGGGCAAAAAAUCCAAUUGUCAGACGAAUGGAUAAGCUAAACAAUGAUAUACCUGUAACGUUGCUUUACGGCAGUAGAUCAUGGGUUGAUAAUUCAGCUGGUGAAACGAUUAAACAGCAUCGAUCUUCAUCAUAUGUUAAUGUUCAGGUAAUUACCGGAGCCGGUCAUCAUGUUUACGCAGAUAAAAGUGAAACCUUCAACAAGUACGUGUUGGAAGCAUGCGACUUAAGUGACUCGAUACCUCAUUUAACAUCGUCAAAUAUACCUAAUCGUCCUAAACCUAUUAAUGAUCAAGAAAUAGAUGUAAAUUUAUCCAAUGGAGCAAUGGAAGAACGAAGAUCAAAGGAAAAAGACCUGAAUACGUCAAACUCAGAAUCAACAAACCUAUAAUUCAAAUCUAGUGUAAAACAUUCUUAUGAAAAGGGACAUUCCUAAUUUCUAGCUGCUGGUACAAAGAAAGAUAUAGUAAGCAUAUAUUGUGAUGUCGCGAGGUACAUACGAACAAAUGUUUGUAUUGUGACACGUGAGCUUUAUGUAAUUUAUAAAUGUAAUAACGUAGAGGAGCGUAAAUGAACGGACAUUGGUCAUAUGUUAUCUGAUUGACUGUAGAUAUUAAGACGUCGCAAAAUCAUUAAUAUAAUACUCUUUUUGGAAUUAUGACAAUGUAUUACUGCAAAUGCACGAAAACGUUUAGAGGAGUGAUGUGAUCUUGCCACAAGAUUUAUAUCAUUUUUAAUUGUUGAUUAGUUGCAAUCAGUCAAAAGUCUAUUAUAUGGCGUAAAAUUUAUAAUAAAUCAAAAAGGGAUCAAGUGGGUGUAUGUAAGAAAUAUAACUAAAUAAUAGAAGUUUGUACAUUAUGUACAGUCUUAGCUUUACUAACACAGGCCAUAGUAGCGUCUAGCGAGGAGGAAUAAACAUUCUUGUUAUUGUUAUUAAUUGUAUUGUCUCUCAUCUUGUCGCAAGAUUUUAUGUAUAUUGUACAAUACAAUUUAUUACUAAUAAAUUAUUUAUUGUACACACAUGUACAGAAAGUUGA
Solenopsis invicta (red fire ant) is the source of this 2099-nucleotide messenger RNA. RefSeq names its product 1-acylglycerol-3-phosphate O-acyltransferase ABHD5 (gene puml). The record is from RefSeq and is a predicted model, not a curated record. Lineage: Eukaryota; Metazoa; Arthropoda; Insecta; Hymenoptera; Formicidae. The transcript has 7 exons. The coding region runs from base 257 to 1453 and encodes 398 amino acids. Gene Ontology annotation, cellular component: lipid droplet.